Xenopus laevis (African clawed frog) is the source of this 520-nucleotide messenger RNA. RefSeq names its product extended synaptotagmin-2-A-like. The record is from RefSeq and is a predicted model, not a curated record. Bases 1 to 432 code for a protein of 143 amino acids. Lineage: Eukaryota; Metazoa; Chordata; Amphibia; Anura; Pipidae. The transcript is spliced from 5 exons.
AUGUAUUUCAAGGAUUUCUUGGCAAACACAGCGCUGUCCUAUGGAGUAGACAACUUUGUUGCACCAAACUGCGUUCCAACGAAGCUGUUGAAGACCUUUAGACUGGACAGUUUGUUCUUCCGAGUGACCAGGAAUAUAAUUCGCGUACAUAUAUUGGAGGCAGAAAAUCUGAUUUCGGAAGACUCUGGGAAAUUCUGUCCCUACGUGGUGAUAAGUGGUGCACAACAGAAAGGCAAAACACAAGUUGCCAAGAGAAGCCAUAACCCAUCUUGGAACCAGGCAUUUGAGAUGAGGUUUAAUGAUCUCCCAAUGCAGGAGAUUGAAAUUGCUUUAUUCCACCACGGCAAAGGGAGAGAUAGAUGUUUGAACAGGUGGAAGUUCCACGUGGAAGAAGUCGUCUCCCAGAAAGUCAUAGAUAAGGUAGGAGUUUAAAUGAUAAUGGCAGGGGCAUUUCUCCCACGUCUAGGGGGACACGGGGACCGUGGGGUAAAGGACCCUCCCAUCAGGAGGCAGGACACUG